AUGAUGUCAUGGAAGUCUUUGGGCCGCUUACUGUCUGGAAUCAAAGGUGCUUAUAAUGAUAUUAACCCUGCGACCCUUACUGGAGCUAUCGAUGUAAUUGUUGUGGAACAACAGGAUGGCUCUUUUACCUGUGGUCCAUUCCAUGUCAGGUUCGGAAAGCUAACAGCUAUAUCUCCGGCUGAUAAGACUGUGGAAAUUUAUGUCAACGGUGAAUUUGUCGAUUUCUUAAGAAUGUGUUUGGGAAGUGAUGGUGACGCGUACUUCGUGGAUUCUUCAGGUUCAGUAACCGACGAAUUCUUACCAUCAGACACAGUUGGUUGCCCAGGUUUUGCGUAUGAUGAUACUUGGUCUGGGCUGUCCAUGCGUCGGCACCCGAGGAAAGUUCGCCGAGACUCAGCCAUGAGUGAACCUGGUACGGAAUCUAAAUUAAUAGAAGAGAAUAUUGAUGAGAUAAAUGAUUACGAAGUUUCUUCUGAUUGUGAAACUUUGGAUGAAUCAAUAAAGGACUCACUGAGGUGUCGGAAUUCUAUGAGUAACAACUUCGUUUCUGAUAGCCAGCUUGAUGAAAGUUCUAAAGUUGCUGUGAGGGAAUAUAGCUGGAACUGGGGUUCUGAAGACCCAAAAAAAUGCCAGUCUGUUAAUAGUUCAGAUAUAUCAAACAAAGACAAAAGUGUCGUUAGAGAUGAUGGGACAAUGCAAGUCAAUGACCCAUGUGGAAAGGGGUUAUACCUUGAGGAACUGGUUACACAACAAGAUCAAAAUAUUAAAGAAGCUUACAUAUACCCUCCAUCUCAUGUUAAUCCAUCCAGUCAUAGCCAAAGUUAUGGUUCAAUACAUGCAACCGAUAGUGGAUAUGCAGAUUACGGUUAUCGAUCCGAUAAUGAGCACACUCCCAGGAGCAUAUCGCCUGUCAGUCCACAGAUUGCAAGCUUGAGACUUUCAUUGUGUGGUGGUUUGUCACCCGACAAACCUUGUUCUGAGGAUAAGUUUUUAGAACACAUAGUUUCUUACGAAGAAUUUAUUCGUGAGCCCAAUGCCAUUCUGUCCAACCCGAAUCUUGUGGUCUAUUUCAAUGGCCGUUAUUGCAACUGGCAAAUAGCUGCUCCUUCUAUAGUUAGUGUACUUGCGUUUCAAACGCAGUUGCCUUAUUUGACUUUGCAAAGGUUAGAGAGCCAAUAUCUCCCCAAAAAGCAGUCUCGGCGUACUUCAUGGUUUAGCUGGGGCACUAGUUAUACACAGACUGUAACUGCAGACCCGGAACCUGUUAUACCAUCUAAAAAAGAAGAGGACAAACCACAGAAUUCUAACUGCAGCUGUUCGGAAGCAACUCCGGAACAGAGUAACCAAACAGUUACCAGAAUCAACAAGCUUUCCUCAAGCGAAGUAGCCAAAUUAAAACUGAAGCCUGGUCGAAACGAUGUAGAAUUCCGCUUAACUACAAAGUACCAAGGAACUUGUACAUGCUCAGCUUCCAUUUACUAUUGGCAUUGGUACGACAAGAUAGUUGUUUCGGAUGUUGAUGGUACCAUUACACGCAGCGAUCUCCUUGGACAUCUCCUACCUAUGUUGGGUCACGACUGGACGCAUCCUGGAGUUGCUCGAUUGUACAACCGUAUUCGAAAUAAUGGUUAUCAGUUUGUGUACUUAUCGGCUCGAGCACUUGGCCAAGCAGGGAUAACAAGAAGCUAUUUGCGACAAGUCGUCCAGGACUCGGCAUCCAGGCUACCAGACGGACCUAUCUUACUAUCUCCUAAUUCCCUUCUCCAUGCUUUCCACCAAGAAGUUAUUAUCAAUAAACCUGAAAUUUUUAAAACACAGUGUCUGCAAGAUGAAGCUGGAAUUCAACUGUGUCAUAUUUUUACAAUUAACCCACGUGGAGAAGUUCGUAAUGAAUAUCAGCAUGUCAGAAGUACAACAUAUCAGGAGUUAGGUGACUCGGUGGAUCUUUAUUUCCCGUCUUUAUGCAGUUCGCAAGCUAUAUCAAUUUCAUCACCAAUAGAAUCUGACUUAAAUCUCAAGGGUGAAAAGUCGACGUCAGCCUCUAAACACUCAUCCAAUCCUUCAAUGGACGUUGUAUCUGUUGAUUUGUCUACAUUUUCAAGUUUCUCUUUCUGGAAAUCUAAUUACGAGUUGUCUUUUCCUCCUCCAGAAGACUCAACCGAAAGUUGUUUUGAACAAGCUGCAGCGUAUCUUCCCAGAAUAGUUAAUUCUCUGGAUUCAAAUGUGUUACUAUACCUUUAUGCCAGAUACAAGCAGGCUACCACUGGUCCAUGCAAUGUUCCAAAACCAGGAAUAUUUGAUAUAAAUGGUCGUAAGAAAUGGUCAGCUUGGCAUGAUCUAGGGAAUAUGUCUACUGAAGAAGCACAAAAACAAUAUGUGGAAAAAUUACACGAAGUUGAUCCUACCUGGAAACCAUCAGAUACAAAACAAAGAUCUGUAUAUGUCAGUCGAAUGAUUAAUUUAGAUCCAAAUUCAAAUGAUCCACCGAUGACAUCUAAUAGUGAUGAGUCAAUUUUCAAUCUUAUUAAAGAAAAUGAUAUUGAAGGUGUAAAUAGUUUACUGUCGUCUAAAUCUGAUGAAGUUCAUGCAACAGAUAAAAAUGGUAUGACACCUCUUCAUUGGGCAUCUGAUCGAGGAUACUGUGAUCUAGUUUCUAUAUUAAUUAAGCAUAAUGCUAUGGUAAAUGCCAAAGAUACAGAAGGUCAAACACCUCUUCACUAUGCUUGUUCCUGUGGUCAUGAUGAAGUUAUCAAAGUCUUGUUAAAGUAUGGUGCAGAUAUUCACGCUAAAGAUAAUGAAGACAAUUCUGCUUGUGAUCUUUAUGAAGGGGAUUUCCAGGCAUUAUUCAAUGAUCAGAUAAACUCAUCAGCACACUUAUGAUCUGUGUUUGUACAUAUAUACAUAUAUCUCUUCUUCCUGCACUGUUUAUGAAUUACAUACCUUCAUUUUAUUGACUUUUUUUUCUUUUUCAUGAUUCAUUUUCUUUUUGCUCAUCAACACCGGUGUAAUACUGUUGCAGUCAGUUAUAAUUUCUACAGUGUUGAAUAAAAUAGUUGUUUGUAAUCAAUACAAUACUACAGGUGUUGAUAAUUUGUUUAGGAGAAAGCGAAAUGUAACGUUCAAUAUUUUUCUUCUUUCAAUAUCUCAUAUUGAAUAUUGAACAGGCUUAAAAACAAAUUCAGUUUUUCUCAUCUUGUUUAUUUAUUAUUCAUUUAUUCGUUUUUAUCUUUAAUUUCUUUUAUCAAUUAUUUUCCAAUUUUAUCCUUAUUUUAAUUUCAUAAAUUUUGCAUUUGUUAUAGAAAGAAAUUUUUCUGAAUAGAAAUCAAAUGUAAAUUAACUUUCUUGUAAG
Trichobilharzia szidati is the source of this 3349-nucleotide messenger RNA. The record is from the annotation of a GenBank genome assembly. Lineage: Eukaryota; Metazoa; Platyhelminthes; Trematoda; Strigeidida; Schistosomatidae.